Molecule: messenger RNA, 541 nt
Organism: Misgurnus anguillicaudatus (oriental weatherfish)
Lineage: Eukaryota; Metazoa; Chordata; Actinopteri; Cypriniformes; Cobitidae
Source: RefSeq, a predicted model, not a curated record
AUGUUGAUAAAUGAGGCCCCAGGGGGGUUAAGAUUGGUUAAUGGCUCUGAUUCCUGCUGUGGAAGAGUGGAGAUCAUUCACAAUGGCCAGUGGGGAACUGUGUGUGAUGACAACUGGAACAUAACAGAUGCUGAUGUUGUGUGCAAAGAAUUAAACUGUGGCAGAGCCAUCAGCGCCCCUCACAGCGCAGCAUUUGGCCAGGGAAGUGGAAUGAGUUGGGGAAAUGAUUUUGGAUGUGUUGGAAAUGAGAACACCCUUAUGAAGUGCUUAGAAGACAGAGAACGUAGCUGUGAUCAUAAUCAAGAUGCUGGUGUUGUGUGUACAGGUGAUCUGCAGAGGCCCACCCUUUCGAUUAUCUCUCAUUCAAUUGUGUCUCCUGGAGAAAACAUUCAGUUCUGAUGCACAACACCUAAUCCUAAAUGUCAGGAAAAUGCUGAAUUCCACCUGUUCAAAAACAGAUCAUCCACAAUAUCCUCUCAAACAAGUGUAUCUAGUGUGACUUUCAGUCUGACUGUAGACGUCUCACAUCAGGAUCAGUACA